AUGUUUUCAUCAUUUUUCUCAAUAAUUAUUCUCUGUGGAGCAAUCGUACAAGAUGUAUACAGUUGGGGUGUAAUUGGACACAGUGUCGUGGCUCAUCUAGCUCAGAGUCAAUUGACUGACGAAGCGUCUCACUGGGUCAAAUCUCUUGUUCCUUGGUAUUUAUCAGGUAAUUUGACUGCUGUAGCAAUAUGGGCUGAUGAUAUUCUCUAUCCGGAUACAAAUUCAUUUGGUUAUCCAAAUUGGCAAUGGAGUCGACCACUACACUACAUCAAUACACCAGCUUGGGCUUGUAACUAUGAUUCAUCGAGAGAUUGUAUCAAUGGUGUCUGCAUCGAGGGUGCAUUGAAGAACUAUUCAAAACGUGCCAUUGAUGCCAAUCUCGAUGAUGUUCAACAUCAGGAAGCACUCAUGUUUCUUGUUCACUACGUUGCUGAUAUUCAUCAACCGUUACAUGUCGGUUUCCAAGAAGAUAAUGGAGGCAAUAGAGUCAGAGGCUACUUCAUGAAUGAAACAUAUCCAACGAAUCUUCACUCAUUAUGGGAUAGUGGGCUCCUCAACAUACGAUUGUCACGCGAUUUCGGAUCGAAUAUCACAAGUUAUUACGAGUAUGUUCAUACACUCAUGAUUAGUCAAACACCGACAACUAGUGAUGAUGAUUUCAACCAAUGGAUUCGUGAAAGUUCCAAAGUGGUUUGUCAGCAAGUCUAUUUGGACGAAACUAAUAUGACGAUGAAUGCAUCGGUCAAUUUUACAUUGGGUGAUAUUUACUACGAAAGAAAUAUUGGAAUAAUCGAACAACGUCUUGCUCAAGGAAGUCGACGAUUGAGUGUUUUGUUCAAUCGCUUAGCUGCCAAUCGUCCAAUGGUGCCAUCGAGAUGUGAAAAAUUGUGUUCAAACAUGAUCAAGUUAAUUGUGCUAAUGUGUAUUACUUUGAAAUCAUUCUUGUCAUAG
Molecule: messenger RNA, 951 nt
Organism: Rotaria sordida
Lineage: Eukaryota; Metazoa; Rotifera; Eurotatoria; Philodinida; Philodinidae
Source: the annotation of a GenBank genome assembly